Messenger RNA from Jaculus jaculus (lesser Egyptian jerboa), 756 nucleotides. Its product is annotated as pseudouridine-5'-phosphatase-like. NCBI's taxonomy places the organism in Eukaryota, Metazoa, Chordata, Mammalia, Rodentia, Dipodidae. The coding region runs from base 1 to 714 and encodes 237 amino acids. The record is from RefSeq and is a predicted model, not a curated record. The transcript has a single exon. Gene Ontology annotation, molecular function: phosphatase activity.
AUGGAGGCUUCGCCGCCGCCGCCGUCGCCGCCGCCGCCGCCGCGGCCCGUCACGCACGUCAUCUUCGACAUGGACGGUCUCCUGCUCGACACGGAGCGCCUGUACUCGGCGGUGUUCGGGGAGGUGUGCGGGCGCUACGGGCGGCGCUACGACGGGGCCGUGAAGGCGCGCACCUUGGGCAGGACCGCGCCCGAGGCCGCCGCCGCCGUCGUCCGCGCCCUCAGCCUGCCGCUCAGCCCGCAGAGCCUGCACCGCGAGACCCACCACCGCCUGCAGAGCCUCUUCCCCACCGCCAACCUCAUGCCAGGGGCCGAGAGACUGGUGCGUCACCUGCGUGAGCACGGCGUCCCGUGCGGCCUGGCCACGAGUUCGUGCUCGGCCUCCUUCGAGGCGAAGACGCGCCGACACCGCGACUUCUUCUCACUCUUCGACCCCGUCGUCCUCGGCGAUGACCCCGAGGUGCUCCAGGGGAAGCCCGCCCCCGACAUCUUCCUCGCCUGCGCCCGCCGCUUCUCGCCCCCGCCCGAACCCCAAGCGUGCCUGGUGCUGGAGGACGCGCCGCUGGGCCUGCGGGCGGCGCGGGCGGCGGGCAUGCAGGCCGUGCUGGUCCCCGAGGAGCCGCUGAGCGCGGAGCUGACGGCCGGCGCCACCCUCGUGCUGCCCUCCCUGUGCCACCUGCGCCCGCAGCUCUUCGGCCUGCCCGCCCUCCCCUGACGCCACGCGCCUCCUCGCACCCAGAGCCCGGCCGCCGUGCCC